Molecule: messenger RNA, 3281 nt
Organism: Carlito syrichta (Philippine tarsier)
Lineage: Eukaryota; Metazoa; Chordata; Mammalia; Primates; Tarsiidae
Gene: CLMN
Product: calmin
Exons: 15
Coding region: 1-3204 (1067 amino acids)
Biological process (GO): negative regulation of cell population proliferation; nuclear migration
Cellular component (GO): cytoplasm; meiotic nuclear membrane microtubule tethering complex; nuclear outer membrane
Molecular function (GO): actin filament binding
Source: RefSeq, a predicted model, not a curated record
AUGUCCGUCAAGGAGAAUCUGUCUGUCCUCGCCAGCCUGGGGGGCUGUCGGAGCCGUUGGAGGCUGCGCCGUGACUCUGCCAUUUCACCCCAGGAGCUGGAGGCUCGGGUCCCGGAAGGUCAGCGUCUGUUCGAGACCCUCCUUCGUCUCGGGCCAGCAUGGGGUGCCUCGGAGGAGCUGGAGGACCUGCGAUAUCGGUGGAUGCUGUACAAGUCCAAGCUCAAGGACGGCAGCCACCUGCUGGUCGGUGGAGUGCCCUCCAAGCGCUGGGCACAAGUGGAGAGGGAGACCGUGCAGAAGAGAACCUUCACGCGCUGGAUCAACCUGCACCUGGACAAGUGCAACCCACCUCUAGAAGUUAAAGAUUUAUUUGUGGAUAUACAAGAUGGCAAAAUCCUGAUGGCUUUGUUGGAAGUCCUGUCUGGGCGGAACCUGCUGCAUGAGUACAAGUCUUCGUCACACCGUAUUUUCCGGCUAAACAACAUAGCAAAGGCACUUCAGUUUUUGGAAGACAGCAACGUGAAACUGGUCAGCAUCGACGCGGCAGAAAUAGCGGACGGCAACCCCUCGCUGGUCCUUGGGCUGAUAUGGAACAUCAUUCUCUUCUUCCAGAUCAAGGAGCUCACAGGGAACCUCAGCAGGAACUCCCCGUCUUCCAGCCUGUCCCCCGGCUCGGGGGGCACCGACUCGGACUCGUCCUUCCCGCCCACGCCCACCGCCGAGAGGAGUGCGGCCCUCUCCGGGAAGGACCAGCGCAGAGCCAUCAAGGCCCUGCUGGCGUGGGUGCAGAGGAAGACCCGGAAGUAUGGCGUGGCGGUGCAGGACUUCACGGGCAGCUGGAGGAGCGGGCUGGCCUUCCUGGCUGUGAUCAAGGCCAUCGACCCCAGCCUGGUGGACAUGAAACAGGCCCUGGAAGAUUCCGCGCGAGAAAAUCUGGAGAAGGCGUUCAGCAUCGCGCAGGAGGGCCUGCACAUCCCCAGACUCCUGGAGCCCGAAGACAUCAUGGUUGACACGCCAGACGAGCAGUCUAUCGUGACCUACGUGGCCCAGUUUCUAGAACAUUUCCCGGAGCUGGAAGCCGAAGACGUUUUGGAUUCGGAUAAGGACAUCCCUAUCGAGUCGACCUUUGUCCGGAUCAAAGAAACCCCUUCUGAGCAGGAGAGCAAAGUCUUCGUUCUGACUGAAAAUGGAGAGCGUGCCUACACCGUUAACCAUGAAACCAGUCAACCGCCACCCUCCAAAGUCUUUGUCUGCGACAAGCCCGAGAACCUGCACGAGUUCUGCCUGGGUGGUGUUUCCCACCAGGCAGGGUCCACCGGCUCCUCCGAGGACAUGGACCAGGCUGCCCACCCGGUCCUCCAGGGCGACCCGAGUAAGACCUCCGGUGUCAGUGAGCUGUCUUCAGAAUCUUCCAUCUUGUCGUCCAGAAAGGACAGCCGGCGGUCCAACUCCUUGCCAGUCAAGAAAAUGGUUCACUUUGAGACGGACGCCUUCAAGGAUACUUCCCGCAGUCAAGACCCCUCCCACGGCCAGGACUUCCACUUUGAAGGGCGCCCAAGAGCGCCGAAGGACUCGCAGAAGCUGGAGGGACUCGGCUUGGCCGUCGAGGUGGCCGAAAAGGCAGCGCUGGAAGAGGCGUCCUCGGGCCUGCCAGAUGCCACCUCGGGCGAGGCCCCCGACGACGGCGUCUCGUGGGCAGAAGGUGUGAUCCCUGACACCCAGCCGUCUCCUUCCUCCGAGGCUGCAGCCGGCCACGGCGAGGAAGGCCCACGCUCGCCUCCCGGGGAGAACGCCAUCAUGGCCGAGUCCUGGGAGAUCCAGGUCAAGCUGCAGACCGUGGACGCCAUGGACGAGGAAGACUUCUUUGAGGGCAUACCCCUGAAAGCCUCGAAGUUCAACAGCGACCUCGUCGAUUUCGCUUCCACCAGCCAGGCCUUCGACGAAGACCCUUCGCCCCGUGAGGAGACGCCCACCGCGCCCCAGGCGCCGGAGGAUCCCGCUGAGAGGCGCGGCAAGCGGAGGGCAAAGACUGCCCACAGGGAGCGGGGCCCCCCCGAGCCCCGAGUGGACGCGGACGGGCUCGAGCCGCGCGAGGGCCCUGGACGGGGCACCCCAGACUCCUCUUCGGCCCCCGAAGCGACGCCGCUGGGCGGAGAGCCAGAGCGGUGUGAGAAGGCCAAGGGCAAGUCCGCCCGUCCUGGAGACGAGGACAAAGAGGAAGCCCCAGGCCCGCAGGAGCAGGAGGCGGGUGGGGACGUGCCCUCCGGCCCGCCCAGCGGCAGCGUCAGCCUGGAGACGCUCGGCAGCCCCAGCGACGAGAGCCUGAGCUUCCAGCCCUCCCCGCCCCUCUCCAAAGUGUCCGUCAUUCCCCACGACCUCUUCUAUUACCCGCAUUUCGAGGUGCCCCUGGCCACGGUCCUGGAGGCCUACGCGGAAGGCCUCGGGGAUUUGAAAGACGAGGAGGUGGAGGGGGAGGAGCCGGCGGGCGCCGCGUGGGAGCGGGACUCCAGGGAGGAGGCCGAGGCCGCUCAGAGGGGCCUGCCUUUCUCGCGGCUGGACGAGGGCCUCUCCGGCGCCAGCGACUGGGUGCCGGAUCCCGACCGGGCCGUCGAGGAUGCCGCCUUGGCCUCCGGUCCGGCCGCCCCAGCCCCCGACCAGGACCACCGGCCAAGGGAGACCCAAGAGAGCGACCCCUCGGAGUCUCACUCUUCCCGCGAACCCCCAAACGCGGCGAGCACGGCUGGCCCUUUAGACGCCAAAGCGGCGGCAGAGCCGGUCAGCAGCAAAAGGAAGGAGAAGAGGAGGCAUGUGGGCCGCGUGGAGAGCUCGCUGUCUGUGGCGCCCGGCCCCGCGCAGGCCUCGGACGACCUGGAAUACGCCGCCAGCGACGCCAGGAUCCCUUCCAGGGCGAGUCACAGUGACUCCAGCAUUUACGUCCGGCAGCACGCUAAUAGCUCUUUGGAAUCGGAUCAUUUUAGCUAUGUUCCGUGGCGGAGCGCAGCCGAGCUGGAUGACAGAGGGAACCGAACGUUAACCAGGAAGGCCAAGAAGUUGGGAGCGGCCGCCUCGCCGGGGCACUGCCCGCAGAGCAGCUCCCUGACGCAGCUGGUCCAGCAGCCGGACACGUUGUAUUUCAUCCUCUUCCUCUGGCUCCUGGUGUACUGCCUGCUGCUCUUCCCGCAGCUGGACGUCGCCAGGCUCUGACACAGACGUCUGUGUCACACAAAAGCCAGGUCCUGACUGGCGGGGAUGCUCCUCAUCCGUCAUUUUCCUCGGGGUCC